Boleophthalmus pectinirostris (great blue-spotted mudskipper) is the source of this 843-nucleotide messenger RNA. Its product is annotated as transcriptional repressor scratch 1-like. Gene Ontology annotation, molecular function: RNA polymerase II cis-regulatory region sequence-specific DNA binding; DNA-binding transcription factor activity, RNA polymerase II-specific. The record is from RefSeq and is a predicted model, not a curated record. Bases 1 to 843 code for a protein of 280 amino acids. Gene Ontology annotation, biological process: regulation of DNA-templated transcription. NCBI's taxonomy places the organism in Eukaryota, Metazoa, Chordata, Actinopteri, Gobiiformes, Gobiidae. The transcript is spliced from 2 exons.
AUGCCGAGGUCUUUCUUGGUGAAGAAGGUAAAACUGGAUGAUUUCUCCAACGGGGCGGACUUGGAGAACGCAUACCGACACCGGACGGACCUCAGCCUCAGACUCCACGAGAAAGCUGGCUACAUCAGUGACUACAUCAGCCCAUCGGUGUACGACAGGGAGAGCGAUGGUGGGAUCAAGGUGCCCUCUCCAGACCCUCUGUAUGAUGGACUGCACAGUGACUAUGGGGCUCCUGACUCCGAGUCUCCGGACAGCCCAGCCUCAGAGAUCACAGAAGCUUACAUAAACGGAGUAGCAGCAGUGAGCGAUGGCUACACAGUGGAUGCCUUCUUUAUCACUGAUGGCCGCUCUCGGAGAAAAGCCCUGGGCAGCCCCCGCAACAUCCAGAGGCACACCUGCAACGAGUGCGGUAAAACCUACGCCACGUCUUCCAACCUGAGCCGCCACAAACAGACGCACCGCUCACUGGACAGCAAGCUGGCAAAGAAAUGCCCCACGUGUGGGAAAGUGUACGUAUCCAUGCCCGCCAUGGCCAUGCACCUGCUGACCCAUGACCUCAAGCACAAGUGUGACAUCUGUGGGAAGGCGUUCAGCCGGCCCUGGCUCUUACAGGGACACAUGCGCUCACACACAGGGGAGAAGCCCUUUGGCUGUGCUCAUUGUGGGAAGGCUUUCGCCGACCGCUCCAACCUGCGUGCACACAUGCAGACGCACUCCGCCUUCAAACACUUCAAGUGCAAACGCUGCAACAAGACCUUUGCCCUCAAGAGUUACCUGAACAAGCACUACGAGUCGGCCUGCUUCAAAGGACCCUUCUCUCCACUGGGCCCCCUCGAUGCAUGA